Messenger RNA from Cryptotermes secundus, 615 nucleotides. Its product is annotated as cytochrome c oxidase subunit 5B, mitochondrial. Gene Ontology annotation, cellular component: mitochondrial envelope. The transcript has 3 exons. The record is from RefSeq and is a predicted model, not a curated record. The coding region runs from base 99 to 458 and encodes 119 amino acids. NCBI's taxonomy places the organism in Eukaryota, Metazoa, Arthropoda, Insecta, Blattodea, Kalotermitidae. Gene Ontology annotation, biological process: mitochondrial electron transport, cytochrome c to oxygen.
AAUUGCAGACCAUCAGUAGCCGACCUCAGUUUAGGACUUGCGUCGGGUUGUAAUAGUAUUUCUUUGCAUUUGUGAGGCGUAGUAGUAGUUGUUGGACUAUGGCUUCGUUAUGUGCAAGAAUUUCACUUCAUUCUUCUCGUCGAAAGACUUUAUAUUCUUGUAUCAGACUUGCUAAUACAUUUACAGACCCAAAGGAGUUGGCUACUGGGCUAGAAAAGCGUGAAAUACUUAAUGAUGAAGCUGGAAAGGAUCCUGACCCAUAUGGUCUAGCAGUUAAGCGAGGACCAGGUACCAAAGAUAAACCUAAUCUGAUUCCCUCAGCAUUUGACUCAAGAAUUAUUGGCUGUCUGUGUGAUGAUGAGUCCACACACAUAAAUUGGAUGUGGCUCCACAAGGGAACGGCAUCACGGUGUGGAUGUGGCUACUGGUUCAAGCUGGUGGAGAAACCUGCUUUGUAGUUCCUUUGUAGGUGGCUCAGUACUUGUAGACUUUUAAUUCUGUAAUCUUGGAAGUGGACCAGAAUGGUCUAAGCACUUAAAAGUGCUUUAUAAGAUGCAAUCUUCUGUGUAUAGUGUUUGAAGAAAAAUAAAAUUAUGAGAGUUCCAUGUUAGUGUA